Messenger RNA from Hippopotamus amphibius kiboko, 1824 nucleotides. RefSeq names its product smoothelin like 1 (gene SMTNL1). Gene Ontology annotation, cellular component: microtubule organizing center; filamentous actin. Gene Ontology annotation, molecular function: protein binding. The record is from RefSeq and is a predicted model, not a curated record. The transcript has 8 exons. Bases 130 to 1698 code for a protein of 522 amino acids. Gene Ontology annotation, biological process: actin cytoskeleton organization. Lineage: Eukaryota; Metazoa; Chordata; Mammalia; Artiodactyla; Hippopotamidae.
UGGAAGUGGGGGCGGGGACUGAAGAGCUGGGGGCUAGAAGCUGCAGGGGCUUAAAGACAGCCUGGGAGUAAGGCCGCUCAGCUGGAGGAGGAAGACGGCUCCAAGCCCCCAGGCAGAGGCCCUACAGAGAUGGAGCAGAAGGAAGGGAAGCCCUCUGAGGAUGGGACCACUGUCUCCCCAAGCACGGAGGCCCCAGAGACAGUGGGAGGUGGAGCCUCUGCAGAGGAGGAGGCCACAGGCCCAUCUGAGAGGACCAUCAAAAGGGGGCCUCCAGAUGGGGCAGGAAAGCAGGAGAGGGCACCAGCUGAGGACGGCAUUUCAGCUGAAUUCCAAGGGGAAGCAAAUGGGUUGGAUGAGGUCAAGGUGGAAUCCAAAGGGGAGGCUGAACUUCAAAAGGAAGAUAGUGGGAAGAAAGAGACCACCGUGGCUCCUCAGGAGAUGACUGAUAGCAAAGAAGAGACCAACUCUGAACCCAAGGAGGCUGAGGGAAAAGAGGAGACCACGCUGGCCUCUGAGAAGCAGAAGGCUGAUGAAAAAGAGGUCAAGUCUGGAUCUAGGGAGAAAGCCGAUGUGAAUGAUGAGGCCAAGGCUGAGCUGAAGCAGGUUGCUGGGGAGCAGGAAGCCAAGGCUGGAGGCAGGGAGGCUGCUGGGAAGGAGGAGGCCAAGAUUGGAGGAAGGGAGGCUGAAGAGAAGGAUGAGGCCAAGGCUGGAGCCAGGGAGGCUGAUGGGAAGGAGGAGGCUAAGGUUGGAGCCAGGGAGGCCGAUGGGAAGGAGGAGGCCAUCAUGGCCUCUCAGGAGAAGAGUGACAAGGCAGAGGAGCCCAAGGCUGAAGCCCAGGAGAAAGCCAGUGCUUCGGAGGCCAAGUCGGACUCUCAGAAGAAGUCUGCAGUGGAAGAUGAGGCCAAGCCUGAAGUACAGGAGGAGGUGGUGAAGGAGGAGGUGGAGCGAGGCGGUGCUGAUGAAGAGCAGGACCAGGGUGUGGAGGGAGAGUCAGGGGAAGGCGCAGGAGGGCCUCCCAGCUCCCCGGAGGAAUGGCCCGAGAGCCCUGAGGAGGAGGGCAGCGGCCUCAGCCCAGACGCGCUGAGUCCAGACACUGCAGCUUCCGGAGAGACCAGUCCUUCAGCCAGUGAAUCUUCACCCAGCGAUGCGCCCCAUCGUCCCACGGAGCCCCCUCCCGCACAGGAGAAGAAGAAAGAGAAGGCACCAGAGCGCAGGGUGUCAGCCCCUGCCCGGCCCCGGGGGCCCCGUGCCCAGAACCGCAAAGCCAUCGUGGACAAGUUUGGGGGGGCAGCCUCGGGCCCCACGGCCCUGUUCCGGAACACCAAGGCCGCCGGGGCAGCCAUCGGUGGUGUUAAGAACAUGCUCUUGGAGUGGUGUCGGGCUAUGACGAGGAACUACGAGCAUGUGGACAUCCAGAACUUCUCCUCGAGCUGGAGUAGUGGCAUGGCCUUCUGCGCCCUCAUCCACAAGUUCUUCCCUGAUGCCUUUGACUAUGCUGAGCUAGACCCCACAAAGCGCCGGCACAACUUCACCCUGGCCUUCUCCACAGCAGAGAAACUGGCUGACUGCGCCCAGCUGCUGGAGGUGGAUGACAUGGUGCGGCUGGCAGUGCCCGACUCCAAGUGCGUCUACACGUACAUCCAGGAGCUGUACCGCAGCCUCGUGCAGAAGGGACUGGUGAAGACCAAGAAGAAAUGAGGGGCUGACCGACCCUGUGGGCGGAGGUGGGCAGGGAGCCCAGCUGACCAGCCGUGGCCCAGAGUCUCACUUCUGCUCUGUGGAGGCAGCAGUGCUGGGGCUGAGGCACGGGCAGAUGGCACCAGA